UUUUUUUUUUUUUUUUGCAGGAAGAAACUGCACCUUCUUCAGCCGAAACUUCAUCUGAAUACAGUCACCUGUACACGCUGAAACUCAAAUAUUACAGUAGGUGGUUUUAAGUUAUCACGGAUUGUUUAAAAGUGCGUUAAAGGGAUUUUUUUUAAAACGCCAACACUGAGGGUGCAAUUACUCAACACUUGCAACAUGGCUGCUGCAGGAACUGGAGUUGGAAAAGUUUGACACUGACGUGGGAGAAGUUUUGUGCGAAUGAUCGUCGGUGCAUGACUUGUUGUUGGACAGAUAGUAAAGUCGUCAGCAGUCUCCCCCGGCCUGGCAGCGCCUUCCUCGGACUACAAACCAGCAGAUAAAGAGCCGCCUCCUCCUCCUCCUCCUCCUCCUCCUCCUCCGUAGUCACCGCCGACAGUCACUGCAGUGGACUUUGUGGUGAAACUGUGGUGUCCUUCCUCUCCAUCGUAACGCUGCUGUGGCGUUUGAGGACUUUGGUCGUCAGACACCCAGAGAAAAAUGCAUUUUUCCAUCCCCGAAACGGAGGUCCGUUCGGGAGAAAAUGGAUCAACCUAUGUGGCCUACAACAUCCACGUCAACGGUGUGCUGCACUGUCGGGUACGCUACAGUCAACUUCUUGGCCUCCAUGAACAGAUAAAGAAAGAAUAUGGCAGCAAUGUGGUGCCUGCAUUCCCUCCAAAGAAGAUCUUCACUUUGACUCCUGCUGAGGUCGAACAGAGACGAGAACAGCUGGAGAAAUACAUGCAGGCUGUGCGUCAGGAUCCUUUGCUUGGAGCCAGUGAGAUGUUCAACAGCUUCUUAAGGAAAGCACAGCAGGAGACGCAGCAGAUUCCCACAGAGGAUGUCGCUCUAGACAUCUGCCUCUCCAACGGUCAGAAGGUUACAGUCAACAUUCUGACUUCAGAUCAGACGGAGGACGUCCUUGAUGCUGUUGCAACAAAGCUCGACCUUCCAGACGACCUUGUUGGCUACUUCAGUCUCUUCCUCGUCCGUGAAGGUGUGGAUGGAGGUCUAACAUUUGUGAGGAAGCUGCAGGAGUUUGAGCUGCCUUAUGUAUCUAUAACCAGCUUGCGGAGCUCUGAAUUUCACAUAAUCCUACGGAAAAGCUACUGGGACAUGGCGUACGACGGUGAUGUCAUGGACAACAGAGUGGGCCUGAAUUUGCUAUACGCCCAGACAGUGUCUGACAUUGAGCGAGGCUGGAUACUCGUCAACAAAGAACAGCACAGGCAGCUCAAGUCACUGCAGGAGAAAGGCUCCAAGAAAGAAUUCAUCCAUCUGGGUCAGACUCUCAAAUAUUACGGCUAUAUCAAGUUUGACCCUUGUAUCACCGACUUCCCCGAGAAGGGCUGCCAGGUCAUCGUCAGUGCCGGCAACAACGAGCUCAACUUCCACGUGAAGCUGCCCAAUGAACAGAUGAAGGAGGGGAGCUUCAAGGUCACACGCAUGCGGUGUUGGCGAGUCACGUCCUCCCAAGUCCCGGUAGCCAACGGCACCACCAAUCCCUGCAGCGCCUCCAAAUGUGACGUCAAACUGGAGCUGGCCUUCGAGUAUCUGAUGAGCAAGGACCGCCUCCAGUGGGUCACCAUCACCAGUCAACAGGCUAUCAUGAUGAGCAUCUGCCUUCAGUCGAUGGUGGACGAAUUAAUGGUGAAGAAGUCAGGCGGCAGCAUUAAGAAGAUGCUGAGGAAACGACACAGCGGCUCCAUCCACCGGUCAGACAGUCAGCAAGCUGUGAAAUCUCCCCCUCUACUGGACUCCCCUGACCCGAACCGUGAACAAAUCGUCAAACUCUCAACCAAGCUGAGCUCGGUGUCCCUCCGAGGGAUCAGCGCCUCCAACUCGGCAAACGACAUCAGCGGCAAUGAUUUCCAUGGCAACUAUGCUUUCGAGGGAAUCGGGGAUGACGACCUGUAACCCCUGAUCCGCCCCACUUCCCAUCUUCAUCCAACCGUCAGCGACUGGGACGACAAAGAUUACAAGCUGAGCUGAGCCGAGCCGAGCCGAGCGGGCCACACACGCCUCCUCCGAUUCUGCAAGAUUGUAGCCUCUUCCUGGAGAAACCGCUGCCUUAAGCUCUCGUUUAAUCUUUGACCGUGUCCUUUCUGUUAGACUCUGAAAGCCCAUCUUGAUUUAUAUUUCAGUUACGAUCAUCAUAUUCAUAUAAAAAACAACUUUGUCCUUAUGUUAUUAAACUUGUGGCAACGUACAGUCAAUAGCAUGUAAAGCUACAGGUACGCAAAUAGGGACGCUUUAUAGUUUGUUACUGGUGAAUUCAGUUUCACUCACACAAGGAUUGCCGUUUCAUCCACAGUAUAUGUGAGGUUCUGUCAUGCAGUUCGAUACAUGAGGUACAAAGUAAAUUAAUAUAUAUUAUAAACUACAUGUAGAAAACUUGCGAGAUCCUGAAUUCUGGCUGCAUAUUACCCCACCAACGCGAGAGCCAAAUGUUUAUUAGACCCGGCACUAGUGAUAAUACAGCAGAACCGGACAUGGACAGUCCUCAUAACGACCCAGAGUCCAGUGAAUGUGUUGAAAUUGAUCUCAAAAACUGUAGACUAUUCAGAGCAACUGCUUACUUAUAUGGAUGAUCAAUGUUUGGCUUGGCUAUAUACCAAAAUGGCAUGUUUUUUUUUAUACUGUUAGUGAUCCUCUGUGUGUCAUGCUACUCAUGUGCCAAGUCAGAAAAUAUACUAGCAGGAUACCAGCGGCGUUUUCAGCUUACGUUUUUUGGCACAGUCACUCAUACUGCCUUCAGAAAUAGUCUGAUGCCUUAACUUUUCCUUUUUUUCAGCUCGUGAGUUAAGUGGUCAUUUAACAAGACAUUGGUUGAAGCUUCAAAUAAAGGGUAGUGUCGGCCGGUGAUACCUAGAAUCUUGCAGAACUUGAUAGAUGGUCGUUUUGGCCGAGCUGCUUGCACUUGCUGAAGCCAUCACUUUUGCACAGUAUUACAGGUGGAGAUGAACGUUUGAGUGGAAGCGUCGGCUUCAAACAUUGUGUGGAGAUACAUUUUCUUCCAUGGGGCUCUGUUAAUCCAUCAAUGAUUUCUUUUUUUUUUUUUUUUAAACCAUUUUUUAAAAAGGUUUCUCAUAAAUGCCAAAUUAUAGUUUACUAAAGCAUUUUGCACAAAAUAAACAUAAAAAAUUAUGACAAUGUCACUUUUUAUAUUAUGUACAUGCAAUUAAGUAUUCUGAACAUUUACUAAUAUCUUUAUCACCAAUAGCUUAUUGUAAUCAAAUAGAUCAAAUGUAAUCUAAGCUGUAUAGGACAAAAAGUUUAAAUGGACUAACGCAUCAUUGUUUACAUAAUGUUUAGGGGACUUUAUUAGAUUCAAUGUAAAGUGUUUACAAAUUUUGCAUCUGAUUUUCUUCAUCUUCAUCGUGUUGUUGGGAUCAUUCUUUGGCUUCAGUUCAUUGUAAUUUGUAUGUACAUUGUGCCAAUCAUCUCAGAGGAUUUAGUUGAAAAGGUGCUUUGGUGAAGUGGCUCAUGUGAUCUCAAUUGCUGGAUCGAACAAAGUUUAUGAGGAGCGGGCAACAAAAUGACCAUAUCCCACUGUUUUAUAAGACACGUCAUUCCAUUUUUUACUGGCGUGCUGUCUGUCGCGCUGCAUCUUGGCGCGUUUCGAAGCCUUUAAAUGUAAAUCGAUGCCAACCGAUCAACAGCUUUACUCUCACUGGUAGCCAGAACUGUAGAAAACAAAAUGUUCUCAAUAUACUAAAUGUCUUCUUUCACUGCUGUGCUUCUUCUCUGUUUUCAGUUGCAUUUACAGUAGAGGGAAUGUGGACACCACUAUUCGUUUUUAUUUUCAUUAUUCAAUACCAUGCAAGGUCCUGGAUGUUAAUAAAUGUGUAGGUGCCAAAUUUAAGUGGAUUCAUCAUCAGCAUCACUUUUCCAGAAAAAUGUCAAAUUUCAUGAUUGUAUUGUCUUUAUUCAUUCCACGUUUCAUUUUGAUUUUAGUGGUAAGGUCAGCGACAAAUGUCAUGAUGCUAAAAUAAAUACGAUUUAGGUGA
Messenger RNA from Anoplopoma fimbria (sablefish), 4028 nucleotides. RefSeq names its product sorting nexin 17 (gene snx17). The transcript has 15 exons. Lineage: Eukaryota; Metazoa; Chordata; Actinopteri; Perciformes; Anoplopomatidae. The record is from RefSeq and is a predicted model, not a curated record. Gene Ontology annotation, cellular component: early endosome. Gene Ontology annotation, molecular function: phosphatidylinositol binding. Gene Ontology annotation, biological process: intracellular protein transport; signal transduction. The coding region runs from base 517 to 1935 and encodes 472 amino acids.